Aspergillus calidoustus is the source of this 987-nucleotide messenger RNA. The record is from the annotation of a GenBank genome assembly. Lineage: Eukaryota; Fungi; Ascomycota; Eurotiomycetes; Eurotiales; Aspergillaceae.
AUGGCGUCCCUCAUCCUUAUCGGCGCGGUACUCGUUGCUGCAAAAGUCGCAGAUGAGCACGAGAAGAAGAAACCCGAUGGACCUUCAGCUGUCAGCGAUAUCAUCACAUUUACUCCUCACGAACAAGAUACACCCCUUACGGAGCCGAUGUCUACAUCGAAAAGAGACAUCCUGAGCCGGAGAUACUGGCACGAGCGCAGGAGAUCAAAGAAGCAUGCCCAGCUUGCUAGCUGUAGUCCGCCCCCGUAUGAAGUGCAGCCUAUGUAUCGAGAACCCGACUCUGAAAAAGACGCAAUCUACGAGCUAGACGGCUCGCCAAUUCCAAAAGAACAUUCUGUGCAUGAAUUGGCAGGACCGGAGGCGCGGACAAGAUUCUCCCUUGGCGAGUACCAAGUCAGAUAGCAUACUCUUGUUUCUUGUCGGUGGUCUUGGCUACUGAACUGCUGACCGGUUUUCUUGGGGUGCGGAUGUUUAAGCUUAUGCCCGUGUAUUAUACUCUACCUGUGGAGCGUUCUGUUUUGUACCUGUUGUAUUUGGUUGUAUCGUGUGGGAAUGAAUUUCCGCGGCUUCAGCUAUGAAUACAGAUACUAGAUAUGGAAUACGAUAGAUACGAUUCCAGAGCUGUUAAUCUAGUCAAAGCGUGCCUAAAUCCACCAACCAUCUUCUCCAGUAUGUAUAGUUGCGACCCUGCGCCCGACUCAAAUUAAAAGCCACCGACCUCUCGCACGAGUCCUUGUCGAGGCAUAUCAGGCAGACGCAAAACAUGAAUUUGUAAUUGAGGUUGCACCGCCGAUGACUCCAAAAGACGCCAGCAAAACGCCGCUGACGGUGACGUGAAGGUGCAUGAAGAAGACUGAAGUCUCCCGCGGGCCCGAAGACAGGGACCACGGGUCCACAGGGUCGCAAAGCGGCUGAGGCUUAGACGGUAGCCUCUACUACUCGGAGUCGGAGAUGGAUGAAACCCCAGGUUCACGGUCUAGAUCUGAC